Epinephelus lanceolatus (giant grouper) is the source of this 3643-nucleotide messenger RNA. RefSeq names its product serum/glucocorticoid regulated kinase 1 (gene sgk1). Gene Ontology annotation, biological process: protein phosphorylation. NCBI's taxonomy places the organism in Eukaryota, Metazoa, Chordata, Actinopteri, Perciformes, Serranidae. Gene Ontology annotation, molecular function: protein serine/threonine kinase activity; ATP binding. The record is from RefSeq and is a predicted model, not a curated record.
UGCAGCUGGACACAUCACACACAUCCCACUCUCAUGCACACACACACUUCCUGGGUGUUUGUUUACAGGCUGACGCCACGAGCGGCAUCAACACUCACCAUGCACUCCAAACAACGGCACCACUGAGGACCCACACACACACACACAUAAUAAUCUCACAGUGAUUAUUGAGACGGACAUCAUCACAGGCUCUCCCUUCUCUCCUUUCCACCCUCUUCUUUUGGGUAUGUGGGCAUAGUUGGGUGACAGCAGGGGAGGGACACCUGUGCCUGAGGAGCAGGAGUUGGUGCAUCUGAUCUGGGACCAGUUUUCGGAGGAGUCUUAAAGCUGCAGAGGAACCAGCCAACACACCAGUAUAAAGUCUGUCCGUCACCCUGGGAUCUACGGAGGCAAGCGGAGUGCCGGUGUCGGCCAUGAAGCUGGUGAACGGGGGAGGAGGAGGAGGAGGUGGAGGAGGGGGCGGCGGGGGAGGUGGAGAGAAGACUGCCUUUUCCUUUAAGAAGUGCUCCGCUUUCCAGUUUGUCAAGAGAAAGGUACGAAGAUGGAUGAGGAACCCGAAGGUGAGCGUGGAGAAGGCUCAGGGGAAAGGCCUCCUGUACCCCUGUCCAAAGUGUCCGCUGGCCGACGAUCUGUGGUACACACACUUCCCCUCGCCUUAUGGCUGCUGUCACUAUGGCGGCCUGCAGGGCGGACAGUACUACCACCAGGAGCCAUGCUCGCCGUGCCCUGCCAGCGCGCAAAGCAGCGGCCAUGACAAGAACAAGGCCUGCAAGGUCAGGAAGUGGAAGAUGCUCGCUCGCCAUCAUGGUGACAGUACAGGCAAGCAGAAGGAAGCAGAGUCAGACCUCCACCUGGGCGGUUGUCAGUCCUGGGGAAUCCACGCCUCGCCCCUCCUGGCCAGCCCCGUCAUGCUGGAGUGCUCCAUCUGCAGUGGGCCCUACAUCAGUUAUACCCUGGAGGACACCUGGCAGCCACGUCAACGCACACAGGCGAUGGACCUGUACUACCACAAUGAGUCAGACCCAGACAGCUACUGUUGCCCUGGCGACAACACUUUUAUGAAACAGAGGAAGAUGGGGCUGAACGACUUCAUUCAGAGGCUUGCCACAAACUCCUACGCCUGCAAGCAUCCUGAAGUUCAGUCUAUUCUGAACUUGAGUCCCCCUCAGGAUGCUGAGCUCAUGAACGCAAACCCGUCUCCCCCUCCCAGUCCAUCCCAACAGAUCAACCUCGGUCCGUCCUCCAACCCGUCAGCCAAACCCAGCGACUUCCACUUCCUCAAGGUGAUCGGCAAAGGCAGCUUCGGCAAGGUGCUGCUUGCACGCCACCGCACGGAUGACCAGUUUUACGCAGUCAAAGUCUUACAGAAAAAGGCCAUCCUCAAGAAGAAGGAGGAGAAACACAUCAUGUCAGAGAGGAAUGUGCUGCUAAAGAAUGUCAAGCACCCGUUCCUGGUGGGCCUGCACUACUCUUUCCAAACAGCGGACAAACUCUACUUCAUCUUGGACUACAUCAAUGGAGGCGAGCUGUUCUACCACCUACAGAGAGAACGCUGCUUCCUCGAGCCCAGAGCCAGGUUCUACUCAGCAGAGAUCGCCAGUGCACUGGGCUACCUCCACUCCCUCAACAUCGUCUACAGAGACUUGAAGCCAGAGAACAUCCUGCUGGACUCACAGGGACACAUCAUUCUUACAGAUUUCGGCCUGUGCAAGGAGAACAUCGAGCCCAACGGGACCACGUCGACCUUCUGCGGUACGCCAGAGUAUUUAGCUCCUGAGGUUCUACACAAGCAGCCGUAUGACAGGACGGUAGACUGGUGGUGUUUAGGAGCUGUUCUCUAUGAGAUGCUGUACGGCCUGCCUCCGUUCUACAGCCGCAACACAGCGGAGAUGUACGACAACAUCCUGAACAAGCCGCUGCAGCUGAAACCCAACAUUUCCAACGCAGCCAGACACCUGCUGGAGGGCCUUCUGCAGAAGGACCGAACUAAGAGGCUGGGCUGCACAGAGGACUUUAUUGAAAUUAAGAACCACAUAUUCUUCUCCCCCAUCAACUGGGAUGAGCUCAACGCCAAGAAAAUCACCCCUCCCUUCAACCCCAACGUGACGGGACCCAACGACCUGCGGCACUUUGAUCCAGAGUUCACAGACGAGCCUGUGCCCAGCUCCAUUGGCUGUUCCCCAGACAGCGCUCUAGUCACAGCCAGCAUCAAAGAGGCUGCUGAGGCCUUCGUGGGCUUCUCCUACGCCCCAUCUAUGGACUCCUACCUAUAGGAUUCAAACAAAGGCACUCAAUGGACACCAAUUCAGAUUUACAGGACAUGAACUGUGGCGUGUCCAUGGACUUGCAUCUUGACUACACUUUACGUUUCCCAUCAGGAUGGUGGACAUUCCCCAACAAACCCCCUGCAACAACUCUGCAUCUGCAAAGAACUGAAACCUGUACUUGCCAUAAUCGCUCCAACUCUUGUAAAAAGACAUGCCGCAAGAGUAUGCCUGCCACGAUUAGAUGACUCAUCGGGGUUGUAAUCCUCCAUCUAACCCUGAUCUACUGACGCACAAAUUCUUCAGCCUUCCACAAUAGACACAAAAGCUCUGCAGCCUUCAGUAGUCAAUCUCUUUCCGGAUAGCGGAGGUCCUUUGCACACAGCUCAGGCAGCUUAAAAGCCAGCCUCGACCCUGAAGCCACAACUGACAAGCACACACGCCAACUUCCACCUUCUCUGAAAAGAGAAAGCCUGGACCGUACUGUACCAGCCCUGACAAGGAUUUCCAUCUUCAUCUAUGUAGCGAACACCUUCCCUCCUUUGAGAUUCUGUCCACCCAUCCACCGGGGAACCCACCUGUUGACUUUGAAUGAGUAGCUUGAAGAUGACGUUCAUGUUUUGGUGCUUUAGUUUCUUUUCAUUUCUAUUUGUGUGGUUAAAAAGGGAGCCAUUUUAAAGCUGAAUGUUACAGAGGGGGAUGUUUUAUUUUUUCUCUCAAAGGUGCCUUUUAUUUUUUUCUCUACAUCCAAACACAUCUUUUGGGUUUGUCUGCGUCAACCUUAAAGUCACCAAUGUUUCUUGUUGCUCCACGCCUAACUGCAGGUGGGAGGAGCUGUGUUAUUUUAAGUCGCUAGAGAGGAUUGAAGUAGCACCAAAUUUACAAAUUUAACGCACCUGUUUCAGGCUUUAACACGUGAGACGUAGAGAACUCAAACGAUGUUUCGUAUCUUCAUUUGCACAUAAAACAAUUAAUGGUGGUAGAGAAAGAGAAAGAGAGAGCACAGCUGCUAGUGGAGAAAGAGGAGCAAUGCGUUCAGAGGUGUCUGUGGAGUUCUGCUUGCCAACUGUGUCCCCCUCAUAUAGUCUUCCAUUCGCCUCACAAUAAUGUAACGGCGGCCCGCAGCUGGGCCGACGCCAUCGAAACUGAACAUUCCAUUUUAAUAUUGCUGUAAUGCAGUUUGAUGGUAUUUAAGUUUGUUUGUAUAUUUGGAGUUAUGUGUACUAGUUUUAAUGUAUAUUGAACAAAAAAUGACUUAAGGUAUGCUUAAAUAUGUAUAUGUAACAAUACAUGUUAAAUGUUCUGUAAAUUGUAAAAUUGUUUAAGAUUUAUGUGACCAUGUUUGGUUUGCAAUAAAAGUUUAACUUUAUUACACCUAA